UUGCAUGGCUUCAGGAGUGGAUACGAAAGAAACCGGAGCUUGCAUGAAGGAUCACAUUGUUUCUCUGCACCGAUUCACGCCUGACGGCAUUUAUAUCAAUCUGAGACGGCGCGCGCUGUGAUCUAUCUCUGAUUCGGCUUCAGGAUGAUGAAGUUUAGGUUCAGACGGCAGGGAAACGACCCUCAUCGUGAGAAAAUCAAACAGGAUCUGUUUGCAUUCAAUAAGACAGUUGAACAUGGAUUCCCAAACCAGCCAAGUGCUUUGGCCUAUGAUCCCAAACUGCAGCUUAUGGCCAUUGGAACUAAAUCAGGGGCCAUCAAAAUAUAUGGGGCUCCUGGGGUGGAGAUGACUGGCCUUCAUAAAGACACCGCUGCCGUCACUCAGAUACACUUUCUCUAUGGACAGGGGAGGAUACUUUCUUUGCUGGAUGAUAACACCAUUCACCUAUGGGAGAUUGUGCAGAGAGAAAACCGAUCACAUUUGGUGGAGGUUCACAGCUUCAACCUGCCUGGCAGGCCAGGCAUCGAGAGCACCAGUGCGACACGUGUGACCGUCAUGCUGUUGAAGCUGAGCUGUGAACUUCUUGCUCUGGGCACUGAAGGUGGUGGGGUGCACUUCCUGAAACUGCCCACCCUCACCUUGAUGAACAAGUCACUGUUCCAGGAUGAGAUCAUGCAGAGCGUUCCAGAGGAGUACAAGUGUGGAAAAUCAUUGGGGCCCGUGGAGUCCCUGCAGGAACAUCCACAAGACUCUGAUAAAAUCCUCAUUGGUUACAGCAGAGGUCUGGUUGUACUCUGGGACCUCAACUGUCGGCAUGUAGACAACCUGUUCCUGGGAAAGCAGCAGCUGGAGAGUUUGGUCUGGGAACGGUCCGGAAACAGCUUUGUUAGUUCUCAUAGUGAUGGCGGAUACAUGGUGUGGGCUGUCAGCACCAGCAAUCCCUGCACUCAUGACCCCAUCUCAUCCUCCAUACCAUAUGGCCCCUUUCCCUGCAAAGCCGUGAACAAGAUCCUGUGGAGGACAACCGAAUCCGGAGCUCCUCUAGUGUUGUUUAGUGGCGGUAUGCCCAGAGCCAGCUAUGGAGACAGACACUGCUUGACCAUCCUCCAGGACAGCAGCCACGUCACCCUGGACUUCACCUCGCGUGUCAUAGACUUCUUCACCAUUCACUGCACAGACAAAGAGAAGGAAUUUGAUGACCCAUCAGCGCUUGUGGUUCUUCUGGAAGAGGAGCUGGUAGUGAUUGAUCUUCAGAUGGCUGGCUGGCCCACUGUCCCUGCUCCCUAUCUGGCUCCUCUGCACUCCUCCGCCGUCACCUGUUCAUGUCACAUCUCAAAUGUGCCGCCCAAACUGUGGGAGAGAGUGGUCAGUGCGGGCCAGCAGCAGUGUCCACUGCAGGACUAUGAGAAUUGGCCAAUAUGUGGAGGGAAAAACUUGGCAGCUGAUCCAAAGCAGAAAGAACUGCUGUUAACUGGUCAUGAGGAUGGUACAGUGCGUUUCUGGGAUGCGUCAGGAGUGUCGCUCAAACCGCUGUACAAACUGAGCACAGCCAACAUCUUUCAGACGGACUGCGACCACAACGACAGCCUGACGCAGGCCGGGGAGGAGGAAUGGCCUCCUUUCAGAAAGGUGGGCUGUUUUGACCCAUACAGUGAUGAUCCCAGACUAGCAAUCCAGAAGAUCAGCAUCUGUAAAUACAGCGGAAAACUGGUGGUGGCUGGAACUGCCGGACAAGUUAUAGUUCUGGUUCUUAGCGAUGAGAAGUCUGAUCACAUGAUUGAUGUGGCCACGGCGGACCUGCUCCAGGACCGAGAGGGUUUCACGUGGAAGGGUCAUGACCGGCUGCCUCCUAAGAGCGGCUCAGUAGUGUUUGCUCCUGGAUUCCAGCCGGUUGUCCUGGUGCAGUGCAUGCCCCCUGCGGCCGUUACUGCAGUAACCCUGCACGCAGAGUGGAACCUCAUCGCCUUUGGCACCAGUCAUGGCUUUGGCCUCUUUGAUUAUCAUCGGCGAAGUCUAGUGCUGGCGAGGUGCACUCUGCACCCCAAUGACUCUCUGGCUAUGGAGGGCCCGCUGUCUCGAGUGAAGUCUCUGAAGAAAUCCCUGCGCCAGUCCUUCAGAAGAAUCCGGAAGAGUAGAGUCUCGGGGAAGAAACGCGUUGUGGUUAAUAGUCCCACCAGUAAAGUGCAGGAGGCCAACGCUCAGUUGGCGGAGCAUGAUGCUGAGGUGACGCCAGUGCAGAGACGGAUUGAGCCCCGCUCUGCAGACGACUCGCUGUCUGGAGUGGUGCGCUGCCUCUGCUUUGCUGACACUUUCCUCAGAGAUGGAACGCAUCACGGACCUACAAUGUGGGCCGGCAUGAACUCUGGCUCCGUGUACGCAUACGCUCUGGACGUCCCCUCGCAGGAGAAGUUCUCUGAGCAGAGCGUGGAGGCGCUGCUGGGGAAGGAGAUCCAGCUCAUGCACAGAGCUCCAGUGGUGUCCAUCGCUGUGCUGGAUGGCCGAGGGAACCCUCUGCCGGAGCCGUAUGAAGUCUCCAGAGAUCUGGCCAAGGCCCCAGACAUGCAGGGCAGCCACUCUGUUCUCAUUGUUUCUGAGGAGCAGUUUAAGGUUUUCAUGCUGCCUAAAGUAAGCGCGAAGACCAAGUUCAAGUUGACCGCCCAUGAAGGCUGUCGAGUACGAAAGGUGGCGCUGUCGAACUUCACCAGCGUUAGCUCUGAAGAGUACUCUGAGAACGCUCUAAUGUGCCUUACCAAUCUGGGUGACAUCCACGUGUUCAGUGUGCCAGCACUGAGACCGCAAGUACACUACGACUGCAUCCGCAAAGAAGACAUCAGUGGCAUUGCUUCCUGCAUGUUCACCAAGACUGGACAAGGGUUCUACUUGAUUUCCCCUUCGGAGUACGAGCGCUUCUCUCUGUCAGCUCGUGUGAUCACAGAGCCGCUGUGCCGAGUGGAUGUGGAGCGACCUCACGAUCUCUCUGCUCACAGUUCCAGCACGCCGCUCCCAGCACAGGCUAAUGGAACACACAAGACUCAAGCGGAGAGCAAGGCUGCUGUAACUGAAGGGCUCUUGGAUGAAAUGCGGAGCGCCUUGUCCUCGCCCGUCCUGGAUUCUCCAAACAGCAGUGCUGACGUCACGCUGGACACCACUGGCGAGCUCACCGUUGAGGACGUCAAGGACUUCUUAAUGAGUGUGGAUGAAGCUGAGAAUAACUACAGGAACAUGACUGAAGAGGACGGGAGGCCUCCUGGAAUCCUCAUCAACUGAGGCGAGCCGGCAGACACUGCGCUGGAGGAGCAGUUAUUGGGUGAAGACUCAUCAGCUGAACUCGUUACUUCUGACUGGAUCUUGACAGAGCAGUUUGUGACUCCGAAAGUUGCACCAUACAUUGUUCAUGAUGUUUUAACAAUGGGAAUGUUGCAUUUUUUCCCCUGUGCCAAAAGACUGAAUGAUUCAUUCUGUUAUCUUCUUUUUUUUCUUCACCUUUCCUCCAGUUUUCUUCUUCUUUUUUACCUCUCUCUCCAUCAACCGUUGGUUCCUUUGGACUGAAGGCCACAAAAUUGUACAUUUGAGAGGUGACUUUUAAAGGGAACCGGCACUAAAACAGCCGAGUUGCUGUACAAUGUCUGUAUGCAGUCAGUGGGCUACUUGCACUGAGCCCAUGAAGUUUUUCUGCUUCGUUUGUCUUUUAACAUUCCUCUUUUGUCACGCCAUCUCUCCUCUCACUGUGUGCCAUUCAUAAGUUUAUGCUAAAUCAAAUCAAAAUUCCUACAUUUAGAUCACAUCGCUGCUACAGUUCAUGAAUCUCUAAGGGGAUUUUGGGGCAACCAACUGCACAACAGAAAAUAACUAUUCAAGCUUAAUUAUGAAAAAAAUAAGUGCCCUGCUCAUUUAUGAAGGUAUAUUCUUUCUGUAAGAAAAGUGUUUGCUUUUUUCCUCCUGACAGCCUUUUCAACUAUAUCUAUGAUACUGUGAUGGUUUCUGACCUCAAAUCAGUAGUCUAUUGAAAAGUUUAAGUUUAUGGACCCUGUGGGUUUGAUAGAGAUAUUUUCCUCUCAUUCAGUCGUCUUUAUUAUUGUUUUUAAAUAAUGUCCCUUAACCACUUGCCAUUGUAAGUAAUUCUGGCAGUGAACUGUGAAGUGUGUCAUUUGAAGGAACAUGGUAUGUAACCUUUGUGUAUUCGCCGCAGUAAUCCUAACCAGUUUUUGGCACAGUGUUAUUAACACGGUAUGAAGGAGCUAACGACUUUUUCUAUUUACACAGUAAUCUUUAGAAUAAUUUUAUAUGGCUUAUAAGGGUUCGUAUUUUGUAUUAGACAUUUCUAACAUUGCAUUUUGUGGAGAAAGUUUCAACAGUUGUAUAGUAUUACAAGAAAUGACUGUAUUAUAGGCAUAAAUGUAGCUAAUAGAGGGAAUAAGAGACAUUGAGGGAAUAGGAAACGUGUUGCACAGACAUUUGAAUGAGACACAACUGGCUCCUUGGGUCAGAUAAUGCAGAUGUUAGUCCGAUUGCUUUUAGAAGUGAAGUAUGAGUUUUAAAGUGAAAGGCUCUAUUUACAUUGUAAUUACAAAGAAAACUGCACAUAACAUUUGCAUAACAUAACUGCACAUUGCUUGGCAUUGACGCAUUGUCACAUUUUCUCCUUGCAUUUUCUGUUUUUUGGUUAUAUGUCAAAGGGACCUCACUAAUUGUAGUUGUUGAAUUUUUGUUUGUAUAUUUGCCUAGCAUAAUCUUUACUUUCCAUCCAGCACCUAUCCUGUGAACAUGUAUUUAAUUUGUAUUUUUCUUGUGUAGAAUUUUAUUUUGAGAUAUAGCAAUGCUAAUGAAAUCUUGAAUGUUAAUAAAGUAUUUACUCCACAUUU
Carassius carassius (crucian carp) is the source of this 4862-nucleotide messenger RNA. RefSeq names its product LLGL scribble cell polarity complex component 1 (gene llgl1). NCBI's taxonomy places the organism in Eukaryota, Metazoa, Chordata, Actinopteri, Cypriniformes, Cyprinidae. The record is from RefSeq and is a predicted model, not a curated record. Gene Ontology annotation, biological process: regulation of protein secretion; cortical actin cytoskeleton organization; regulation of establishment or maintenance of cell polarity. Gene Ontology annotation, cellular component: cortical actin cytoskeleton; cytoplasm; plasma membrane. Bases 145 to 3267 code for a protein of 1040 amino acids. Gene Ontology annotation, molecular function: GTPase activator activity; myosin II binding. The transcript has 23 exons.